CUUGUGAUAUCGCAUCAUCAUGCCUGAACCAGCAAAGUCCGCUCCUAAGAAGGGAUCCAAGAAGGCCGUCACCAAGACCGCCGGUAAGGGAGGAAAGAAACGCAGAAAGUCCAGGAAGGAGAGCUACGCCAUCUAUGUCUACAAAGUCCUGAAGCAGGUCCACCCUGACACCGGUAUCUCCUCCAAGGCGAUGGGCAUCAUGAACUCUUUCGUCAACGACAUCUUCGAGCGCAUCGCCGGUGAGUCGUCUCGCCUCGCGCACUACAACAAGCGCUCCACCAUCACUUCCAGAGAGAUCCAGACCGCCGUGCGUCUGUUGCUGCCCGGAGAGCUGGCCAAACACGCCGUGUCCGAGGGCACAAAGGCCGUCACCAAAUACACCAGCUCGAAGUGAGGCGUGCCAGACUUAAACUACCCUAAAGGCUCUUUUAAGAGCCACACAUAUUUUCAGUUAAAGAGUUUUUCUGUGUUGUCUAAUGCUCUUAAUUUUAUGUGAAUUUUGAGUUUGUCAAUAAAAAACAGACUUGGGUUCCUGAGAAGAUUUAGGCUGAGCUCGUUUUAUAACCCCGAUUCAUCCCUGUCUUUCUCUUCCUUGGAAAUGGCCGAAACUGAUCAGCUUUAUCUAUUUUGUGUAAAUCUUAUCAAACGCCAAACCGUGAGCGGUUCUUUACACUUUGUGCGUGUUUAGAAGUGUUUUACCUUCCAACGGACAUUCAUGCAUUAUUAUACCAA
Pimephales promelas (fathead minnow) is the source of this 732-nucleotide messenger RNA. Its product is annotated as histone H2B. Gene Ontology annotation, molecular function: DNA binding; protein heterodimerization activity; structural constituent of chromatin. The record is from RefSeq and is a predicted model, not a curated record. Lineage: Eukaryota; Metazoa; Chordata; Actinopteri; Cypriniformes; Leuciscidae. Gene Ontology annotation, cellular component: nucleosome.